CCAAUCAGCUACCGGGUUCUAUUACAGCCAGCCAAUCAACGGAUAUCGUUUUGGAAGGAAUUUUAAAACUGUACAAGUCCACACCAGACGUGUCGUUUUAGACGUAUUUAUACAAACUGAUAUUGCCUGUGACAAAAUGCCAGCCAAGUUGGAAGAUUACGAAGUCCUAUAUACCAUAGGAUCUGGAUCUUACGGAAAAUGCAAGAAAAUACGCCGGAAAAGCGACGGAAAGGUGUUGGUGUGGAAAGAAAUGGAUUAUGGCAAGAUGACCGAAUCUGAAAAGCAGAUGCUGGUGUCUGAAGUGAAUCUUCUCAGAGAACUAAAACACAAAUACAUUGUCAGAUAUUUUGACAGAAUACUUGACAAAAGUAACACAACCAUUUACCUGAUAAUGGAGCACUGUGAAGGGGGUGAUCUUUCUACUCUCAUAUCAAAGUGUCGUAGAGACAGGAAAUAUCUUGAAGAAGCUUUCAUUUGGAACAUAUUCCUGCAGCUGACAUUAGCUCUUCAAGAAUGCCAUCGACGUGAUGCGGGACGAGCCAUCCUUCACAGAGAUCUCAAACCAGCAAAUGUAUUCCUCGAUGCUGAUCAUAAUGUGAAACUUGGGGAUUUUGGUCUUGCAAGAGUCCUCAACCAUGACCACAGUUUUGCAAAGACAUUUGUAGGCACACCAUAUUACAUGUCACCAGAACAAGUCAACUAUUUAUCGUACAAUGAGAAGUCAGACAUAUGGUCUUUAGGAUGUCUUCUUUAUGAACUUUGUGCUCUAAGCCCACCAUUUACUGCUUUGAAUCAGAGGGGCCUCUCAGAGAAAAUACGAGAAGGAAAGUUUCGUCGUAUACCCUCUCAGUAUUCAGAUGAUUUGUCGGAAAUCAUUGCAAGCAUGUUGAAAAUUAAUGAUAUUCUCAGACCAAGUAUAGAAGAUCUUCUUAAAAUGCCGUGUCUGUCAUCACGAAAACGAGAAAGUAGUAGUCUAGAGUUAAGCAACUCGCUGAAAAGGAAAGAAGAGGCUCUACAAGCACGAGAAAAGCAGGUGGAAGAGAAGGAGAAGGAACUGGAAAGAAAGGAGAGAGAACUGCUCAAAAAAGAGAAGAUGGCAGAUGAAAAACUAGCCAGGGCUGAAAGCUUGAUGAAAGAGAUGAAUGGCCUUAAAAUCAAUACAAGAAUACAGGAAAUCAAAACUGAAACAGGUGCUCCAGAAGAUGUGUUCCCACAAUUCACAUUAGAGGAGAGCACCAAAUUGAAGAAAAAAUGUCCCUUGCAAGGCAAAGAAAAUGAACAGACCACUUGUCCAAGCAAUAUUGAUGAUGCCAUCAAAAUGAAGGAACUAAGGGACAGGCUUCACAAAGCAAAAUUACGUGGCAUUGAAUUAAGGAAUGCUGAACUCACCUCAAGAAUAAAAAGCAGAAAACUUCUCGGAAUGCGUUAAAGCACAGGGUUUUAUCACAUUAAUUUAAACUUUUUUAAUUCAAAGGAAAGACCGCUUUACUCUUUCUGUGACGUUGUUAGUGUACUACUAUCUCAUCCAUCUAAAUUUAAAUUUGCUGGUUUUGGAGUUUCCCGAAAAAGGAAAUAAUCGUGAUGCUUUUGUAAAAUAGAGUGCAAAUCAUUUACUAUGUAUAUUUACUUUAAUUGAAGCAGAACACCAAUUAAGACUGUAUAUUUUUCUGUAAAUAACUAAGCUUUAAUUAUGUUAUGCUGAUUACAGUGUGAACACAAAAUAAAGUAAAAUAAUU
Molecule: messenger RNA, 1736 nt
Organism: Saccoglossus kowalevskii
Lineage: Eukaryota; Metazoa; Hemichordata; Enteropneusta; Harrimaniidae
Product: serine/threonine-protein kinase Nek2-like
Biological process (GO): protein phosphorylation
Molecular function (GO): protein kinase activity; ATP binding
Source: RefSeq, a predicted model, not a curated record